This is a messenger RNA of Dentiscutata erythropus, 569 nucleotides long. The record is from the annotation of a GenBank genome assembly. NCBI's taxonomy places the organism in Eukaryota, Fungi, Glomeromycota, Glomeromycetes, Diversisporales, Gigasporaceae.
CUUCAAUAACAACAACACCAAUGACGAAAGUAUUCAUCACUCCAAUAACAACGAAACUAGCGACAAAAAUAUACAUCACACCAAUAAUGAUAACACCAACGUCAAGGAAGUAUAUGUAUUUAAAAUACCAAAACAUAACAAUAUCAGCAAAGUCGAAGAUGAAUAAACAACGACACCAGCAAACCGAUAUGAAUAACUAUACCAAUAAAAAACAAACACCAACAAAGAAUGAAAGUGCCAACAAGAGUGAAAUAACAGCACUUACAACACCGACAAUAGUAUUUCGCGGCUCUAAUAACGACGACACAAUGAAAAUAUACAUCAUACUAAUAACAAUGACACCAAUGGCUCAAAAACGACAACACGACAAUGUGAAUAGCUACACCACUAAAAAACAAACACCAACAAAUGAUGAAAGUGCCAACAAGAGCAAAAUAAAAAAACUAACAACACUGACAAUGGUAUUUCGCGGCUCAAAUAACGAUGACACCAAUGAUGAAGAAAUUCACCACUCAAAAAAUGACAUCAUGCUAAUAACAAUAACACCAAUGGCGAGGGUACUUUUGUAA